UUGCACAUCGUAGUGCACAACUGAAACUGUCCGUCUUUGUCUGGUUCUUUCAAGUAUCAAGAAAGUGACAUGGUUUGGCAUCACACACUUAUAAUGUUGAUGCCACAUCAGUCACAAAAAUUCGAAAAUUAUUCCCAAUUAACAAAUAUGUUCCUCUCCUGUACAACUAGAUUGGGGUUUGUCUCUCCUCCACUUACCACUCACAAAGUCACAAUUCUGAGAAUUUUUAUUAAUCAGGUAACCACCUAGUUCAAAACCUCAAUACCCAGUUUCUCGAAAUCCCAGAAGCCAAUCCUUUGAUGCUUCAAAAACCUUGACUUGGGGUUGUUAGAAGCUUAAUUCUCAAGCUUUUGGUCAUUUCAAUGGUGGAAAGUUGGGUGGUUUUAGACCCACAAGUCCGAAACUGAAACUUUCAUCUUUUAAGAUAGUUAAACCCUUUGUUUCCUAUAAAUACAGGUUUAGAAACAUGAAUUUAGGGUGUUAUCAAACCAUUCAGUUCCCUAGAAGCGGGAAGGUGAGGUUUCUGUCUAGUAAUCCGUUGAAAAGCUCACAUUUGAAAGGUAUCCAGGCUGGUAGUGUCAAAUUCAGAAACUUUCAGGUUAGUCAGAGGAGAAAGGACGUUACUAUGAGGUUGAAAUCGAUGUUGAGUGUAGAUAGUGUGGUGGAGAUGGAGGGAAAGGAAGGAGUUAGUACGGAGAGUAAGUAUGAUGCAAUUGUUAUAGGGUCAGGGAUCGGAGGGCUGGUUGCAGCUACACAGCUGGCGGUUAAAGGAGCGAAGGUUUUGGUAUGCGAGAAAUAUGUGAUUCCUGGAGGGAGUUCUGGGUAUUACCAGCGGGAUGGAUAUACUUUUGAUGUAGGAUCUUCUGUGAUGUUUGGAUUCAGUGAUAAGGGCAAUCUGAAUUUGAUUACACAAGCAUUGUCUGCAGUUGGGCGUGAGAUGGAGGUGAUUCCUGAUCCAACUACUGUUCAUUUCCAUCUACCCAAUAACCUUUCUGUUCGAGUACAUCGAGAAUACAGUGAAUUUAUCGAAGAACUUACGAGUAAAUUUCCACAUGAGAAGGAAGGAAUCCUUAAAUUUUAUGGCAAAUGUUGGAAGAUCUUCAAUGCCUUGAACUCGUUGCAAUUGAAGUCACUUGAAGAGCCAAUCUACCUUUUUGGACAGUUCUUUCAGAAGCCUCUUGAAUGUUUGACACUUGCUUACUAUCUGCCCCAAAAUGCUGGAGAUAUUGCUCGAAAGUAUGUAAAGGAUCCCCAGUUGUUGUCUUUCAUAGAUGCAGAGUGUUUCAUAGUGAGCACAGUUAAUGCUUUGCGGACGCCAAUGAUAAAUGCAGGCAUGGUUCUAUGUGACAGGCACUUUGGAGGAAUUAAUUACCCUGUUGGUGGUGUUGGUGGAAUUGCGGAGUCUUUGGCUGAAGGCCUGAUUGAUCAGGGUAGUGAAAUACUUUACAAGGCAAAUGUGACUAACAUCAUACUUGACCAGGGCAAAGCUGUGGGAGUGAGACUUUCAGAUGGAAGGGAGUUCUUCGCCCAAACCAUAAUAUCUAAUGCUACUAGAUGGGAUACAUUUGGGAAGCUGUUAAAAGGAGAAAACCUUCCAAAAGAAGAAGAAAAUUUUCAGAAAAUUUAUGUUAAGGCUCCAUCAUUUCUUUCAAUUCACAUGGGUGUAAAGGCUGAUGUUCUGCCUCCUGAUACGGAUUGUCAUCAUUUUGUGCUUGAGGAUGACUGGACAAGAUUAGAGGAAUCAUAUGGGAGUAUCUUUUUAAGCAUUCCAACCGUUCUUGAUUCAUCAUUGGCUCCAAAAGGACAUCAUAUUCUUCACAUAUUUACAACUUCUUCUAUAGAAGACUGGGAGGGACUUCCGCCAAAGGACUAUGAGGCAAAAAAGGAGCUAAUUGCAAAGGAAAUCAUUGGAAGGUUGGAGAAGAAACUAUUUCCAGGGCUUAAAUCAUCCAUUGUUUUUAAGGAGGUAGGGACCCCCAAGACACACAGACGGUUCUUGGCUCGUGACAUUGGUACUUAUGGACCAAUGCCUCGUCAAAUUCCCAAGGGCUUAUUGGGAAUGCCAUUUAAUACGACAGGUAUAAGUGGUCUUUAUUGUGUUGGUGAUAGCUGCUUUCCAGGACAAGGUGUUAUAGCAGUUGCCUUUUCCGGAGUAAUGUGUGCUCAUCGGGUUGCUGCUGAUAUUGGUCUUGAGAAGAAGUCUCCUAUAUUAGAUACUGCUCUUCUUCGGUUACUUGCUUGGUUAAGGACAUUGGCAUAAGGUAACAUAUCCAAAGAUACGAGACACAACACCAUUAUUUGAUAGACAAGCAUAACUGGACUGCUGAUUGCAGGUUCAGACAAAGAUAUAGUUUUUUUUUUGGGAAAGUGGAAUGCUACUGAAGCUUGGCAAGGUUAUUAUUACAUGAUAAUAUUUGGUGUAUAUAACUUGCAUUGGUAGUUGAUUAUUGGUGGUUCUUUUUUCACCUAGCAGUGACUAUAAAGUUUCUAAUCAUUGGCGUAAUUUCUAACUAUAGCAUAGUAUUAUAUGGUCGAAAAUCUCAAUACGACCAUUCACC
Durio zibethinus is the source of this 2558-nucleotide messenger RNA. RefSeq names its product carotenoid isomerase (gene CRTISO). Gene Ontology annotation, molecular function: carotenoid isomerase activity; oxidoreductase activity. Gene Ontology annotation, biological process: carotenoid biosynthetic process. NCBI's taxonomy places the organism in Eukaryota, Viridiplantae, Streptophyta, Magnoliopsida, Malvales, Malvaceae. The record is from RefSeq and is a predicted model, not a curated record.